This is a messenger RNA of Colletotrichum godetiae, 826 nucleotides long. RefSeq lists its product as uncharacterized. Lineage: Eukaryota; Fungi; Ascomycota; Sordariomycetes; Glomerellales; Glomerellaceae. The record is from RefSeq and is a predicted model, not a curated record. The transcript is spliced from 2 exons. The coding region runs from base 292 to 762 and encodes 156 amino acids.
CUACAGCCAAGUACCUCGACGAAGUUUGAUAGACCCACCACACAGUGAAUGAUCAUUCAAGGCAGUGUCGAAGCUCAACGUCGUUUUGGAUCAAGAGAUUCUUAAUCUACAUUUGUCUAAUUCAUUUCCAGACUCUACUGGGGUUGUCUCACGGCAGUUCUUUUACUUCUACUUAACCUGAUCCCCAAAAGAUUUUGAUCAAACAUUGAUUUUCCCAGCCUUCUUCGCCAACCGCCCUUUCAUAACCAAUCUCAACACACUUUCUCAAAUACAUCAAGAAGUCAAUCAAGAAUGAAACUGUCAGCUAUCAUUGGAGCCGUCAUCGGUCUCGCUGCCACCAGCGUCAACGCCCAAUGGUACCCAGCCCGCACCUGGACAAACUGCGCCGCCGCCAUCGGCGGAAAGGGCGCCAAAGGCCUCAGAGAGGCUCACGCCUUCUUCAACGAGGCCUGGGGUCAACCUCGCCUCCGAAUCCAACACCAGUCGAAGUAUGUAGCCGUCUGCAACGGCUAUAUUUUCGGCAUCGCAAACGACGGCCAUACGGGCUGGUUCGAGGCAUCUGGCGAUCGGGACCUUGCGGCUCUUGCAGACCCCGGAACGGCGUCCGAGUGCAAAUGGUAUUUCAGGGCGCACGAUCUCGAGCACUAUUACUUCUUUUCGAGAGAUGGACUCCAUGUUCUGGAUACGAGGGCCUAUAUUCGCCGGUGCCACGAGGUUGAAAAGGCUGUGGGUGGUCAACACCCACACUCCCUUGAAAAGUAAUGUCAGCAACCACUCAGGUCGGAAGUCUAGGGAAGCGUAAAAUUCCAAUACAAAGUAAAAUCGC